Messenger RNA from Paramisgurnus dabryanus, 3801 nucleotides. RefSeq names its product EF-hand calcium-binding domain-containing protein 6. Lineage: Eukaryota; Metazoa; Chordata; Actinopteri; Cypriniformes; Cobitidae. Gene Ontology annotation, molecular function: calcium ion binding. The record is from RefSeq and is a predicted model, not a curated record.
GUCAUUAUUAAAGAAAUGCGCGCGUUUGUUUAUUUCCUCUCGGUCUUGUGUAAGAACAUUUAGCUCUCGUGCAACUUGCGAACGUAGGCGCGAGGACCAGACCGGUUGCUAUAGGCAACCUGGCUUCUCUUCUGUAAAACAGUAGGAGACAGUAGGCUUCCUUCUCUUUGAAAAGUUCUUCAGUGUUGUACUACUUUUGACUAUAAACUUUUGGGCAUUUAAGCGAAUAAAAACAGCGCAGAGAUAGGCACUAUACUGUAAUAUAGCCUAUUGUGAUUUCCUUCAGCUUUGGUGUGGAAAAAAGUUAAAACUUUCAAUCAGGAUGUCCAUGGCGGAUUCUUUACGGCUCCCAGCCAUUCAACAUCCUCUUUCAAGACUCGGAGAUCCAGAGCUCAUCUCCCUCCGAGGUUAUUCAGCAGACUGCAGCAGAGAUUACAAAUGCUGGAUGCCCAAGAGAGGAAUCAGACCUCAAUAUCCAGGCACAGAGAGUCUGGAUUCUGCGUUCCGCAGUCAAAGCAGCAGAAGUGAUAUCAGCUCUGUGAUGGAGAAACGAAAAAGAGGAGGAUUGGAUAUUCCAGACGAGAUCCCCGAGGGAGAGGAGGUUAUGGAUAACCCCAAACUACCCAUCUCUCAUCACAAAAUGGCAUCUGACCAUCGCUCGUUAAGUAGGGUUUCUCAUACGACUUACUCCAGCACUGAAGCAGGGAUGGCAGAUCAAACUGAUCAGUUGGAGGAUGUGAUUAAAGAGCGUAUUCAAACCACAGGGGCUUUCACCCUCAAAAUGCUGUUUAAGAACAGCCACCCUGAUGGCAAACCUCUGGUCAACAGGUCUGCUUUACUUGAGAUUCUCACGAAGUUCUUAAGGCGCCAUGUGACAGCUAAACAACUGAAAGACCUUUUACUACGUCUGCACCUCUCUGAUAGGGCUCUUAUCAGUUUUGAGGAUUUUUAUGGUGCACUAAGAGACCCAGAGCCCAAUAAAAGCAACCCAGGUGGUUCAAUCACCAUCCCUCAGAUACUAGCCCUGCUCAGAGGUCCCGCACGAAGCAGGUUUCUGGAAAGUAUGGAGGGAUUGUGUAAGUCCGACACUGAAAGCUGGAUUUCUGCACCCGAGUUUCGAAAUAUACUCAAUAAACUUAAACUUCAUCUGAAAGAUCCUGAGUUUGAAAAAUUAUGGAAAAGGUUAGAUGUGGAUGGAUUCGGAGCAGUUAAACAGACUAUUUUACUGAAAAAAUUGGGAUUGAGCAGAAGAACUGAAGCAAACAAUGAAAGAAACAACCACGUCAUUACAGCUAAAGCUGAGGACAUGAAAUCAUCUUCUGGUAGGACACUCUCUAAGGCAGAAGAGGAACGUCACACAUCCAUCGCCAUAGAGAUAUGGCUGAAGGACAAAUUCAGGGAGGGAGCUCAGAGCAUGAAAGAUGAGUUUGAAAAACUGGAUGCUGAAAAUAGUGGAAAGGUGAAAGGAGAAGACUUUCUACAGGUCCUGAGGAAGUUUGAUCUUCACCUGAGGAGGGAGCACCUUGGCCUGUUCUUGUCUCGCUGUGGUCUGAAACUUAAGAAGGGUUGUGUGCAGUACUUAAACUUCCUUCGUACUUUCCAAGACAGAAGUUCAGAUGGAAUAACACACAAGAUCAUCUCUAACCCAAAACACCGGUUUCAUUUUGAUGAGAACAUCAGUUGUGUUUCCACUCUAAGUGCCAUAGAAGCCAAAUUAACUCGAUUGUUUCAGUCCGAGUACCUUUCCCUCCUUCAGACCUUUCAGAAAAUUGAUAAGUUCAAUAAAGGAAUUAUUACUCAGGAGGAAUUCAGAGCCGCGUUUGAGAGCAGGUUUGGCCUGGAGAUUUCCGAACCUCAGUUUGAGCAGCUGUUGGACAGGCUUCCUCUUGACCAUCGCGGAAAUGUGCAGUACCCGAUCUUCAUGGCAACCUUUGACACCAGGAAAGGAGUUCCCAGUCUUUUCCAGCCAGUUGCUCAGCCUGCCGCUAAUGAUUCAGAUGAGGAGAAGGGCUUAGUGGAACAAAAUCGAAGUGACCUUGAGUUGUUUAGGCUGGUAAGGAGUGUGGUGGCAAGCCGUUACAAAGAUUUACUGAGAGAGUUUGAAGAGCUGGAUGAGAAGAACACCAGGCGUCUCACACAAGAAGAUAUGUACCGGUUACUUAAAAGCGGGCCUAAAAGGAGUCGUGGUCUGAAUGGGGGGCAUCGCGAGUGGAUUUGCAUAAUCUGUGGCGUGGCACUGGUGCACGGAGACAGAGAGACGGUGCCAACCGGUCCAAGGUUAGAGCUACAUCCCGAAGUCACUCGCGGAGAGGUUAGGAAGUUAUGGUCCUCGUUGUUCACGCAGCAGGACGGAACUGUGGACUUUCAACAGUUUAUUCGUCAUUUUGGACCGUCGCCCAAAUCUUGCUGUUUCCCUAAUGCCAAGCACAAUCCCCCCAAACGUGGAGAUAAUGACUUCAUGCGCCUCUCCAAAACACUCAACUGUGUUUCAGAUAUACUUGUGGAUUCUUUACGGGCCAAGGUGGAGUUGUGUGUUUCUGAUCUCUGGACUGAGUUUUCCGAAAUGGAUUUUUCUGGAACCGGUUUUGUGAGAAGCGAGGAAUUCAAAGAGAUCCUUAUGAAUCUCUGUGUUCUGCUCAGCCAGUAUGAGUGCGAUUUAUUGGCCAAGAAGUUUGACAUUAACCACGAUGGCAGAGUAUCCUAUGUAGAGUUCCUCAAGCCUUUCCUAUCCCAGAGUCAAACGUGGAAGCAUGGAUCCAACAUGGCAGCUGCUCUGCAGUCUCCCAGAGAAACUAAAGAAAUUUCCACACCAGGAACAUUAAGCCGCAGGAUCAGGCGCAGGCUCCAACGUAAGCACAAGGCCCUGCGGAGGGCCUGUGGCCGACUGGACAGCUCCGACACUGGGCUUCUGUCUGCGGCCGAGCUGGGUGCUGCACUUCAGCUGUGUGGAGUUUGUGACAGUCAGGAAGAGCUGAGAUCUGUGUUCUCCACCCUUCACGCUCACCCCUCUGGACUACUGGACUACCGCCCGCUCUUAAUAGACAAACACAGGACCUCCAGUCACAGCCAGCAAACCAAACAGCAGCUCAGCCAAAAGAGUCAAUAGGUCAGAGUUUCAAAGCAAAUUAUGGCUACAUUGACAUAAUCCACUCAAGGAUGAAGCCCAAGGAACCCAAGAUUGUCUUCCUUUCAGCCUCACCACAAUGGAGCAACCCCCUGCCAAACUACCAAGAAGUCCCCCGCUUUCUGCAGAAUCCCUCUCUCUUCCUUUUUCUUUCCUUGGUGCCAUACAACUUACUUAAAAAAGAAAGACUUGAAGGCGGUGAGCUAAAUACAAGCUUUGAAAGGGAGGGUCCCGUGCUUAAGUCGCUAUCUGGAGAGAAUUACUCCUGUCUGGUACCAAUCAUAAUACUUCAGGAAGUGCAAUCACCUUUAUUUUCUCUCUCCACACGUCUUACAAUACAGUACCUGCACUAAUACUGUAGUAGUAUCCAUGAUGAUUUUAAUAAUGUUGGUUUCUGGGCGUAUUUAGGGUGUCAAAAGAGGCAAGACGGGGGAGGAAAGGGGUGUGACUCACUUCUUCUGUGCCAUUGUAGAGCCCAAAGAAAGUAAAACCCUCUACAGUUAGGAAGGGAGGGACACAAGUGCCAACAUCUCAGAAAUAAUCAGGGUCAUGGCUGACUGGAACUUGGUAAAAUUAUAUGGAAUGAGAGAAAGUUCUUUUAUUUUCCACCAUGGUGGCCAUUUCUUCCAUAAGUUAAUCCUGAUCACACUGAACAACUGUCUGUCUGAUUUGCUUAA